GCUUUUUACCAGCAACUGUGUCAGUUGUCCUGUAAGCCAGCCUGCUAGCAGCAACAAAUGGUGACUCCGACGUGAUAGAAUUCUGUGAAUUUGAUACCAUGGACAGAGGAAGAAAUAGCAGGGACCGCCGCUGCCGGUGUCCUCCGUUCGGGUGAGGAACCGGGACGCCCAACUGAGGCGGGGGGAGCUCCCACUGAAAGGUGAGCGGCGGGGAAUAUCUCUCAUAAUGGGAACGGCAGCAUCAGCAGAUGAGCAGGCCGUGUUUAAGGUCUUAAGCAAUCUGCUUAAUAACCAGGGAGAAAAAUUUUCCCCAGAAGCUCUUCAAAAAUUGCUUCGGUGGGGAAAGCGACGGGGUGUCCUGGUUAAUGCAAAGAAUGUGUUUGACUCCUCGGUGUGGAAAACAGUGGGGGAAGACCUGUGGGACUUUGUGGGGGUCGGAAAUAAAGAAGCGGCUGCCUUGAGCCCAAUCUGGCGGACUGUUCAUCGAGCCGUUACCACCGCAGCGGCUCAGGCAGGGGCGCGUAUUGCCUUACGCGAGGCAUUAGAAUCAUCAGCGAAAGGGGCCUUCACGGUAGGAGCGAAAGACUUUUUUGGUAAAACAACGCCUAUGAUUCCUUUGGCGCGGUUGGACCCCAGUGAGGUACCGUUGCCCUUGAAGGAUGACGACUCAGAUCGGGGCGAACCGAUGGCCGUGGAUCAGCCUGUGUCGGGGGAAUUGUCAUCGGGCAAUCCAGAGAACCCGUUACAAGGGGGGUCAGGAUUGCCGCCCGCGGUUGUGCCAUCAGCCCCUCCCCGACACGUUCGGAUUAUUGACUUGCCUAAAACUGGAGAGUUUGAUAACUUGACGCAGGACCAGAUAAUUCGGUGGUUAUAUAAGGAAGGUAUUGCAGCUGAACAGAUGAUGGAUGAGCUGGAUAGAAAGGAAAACAGACCGCAAGGAUCUUCACGAUCGCAUUUGCUGCAACAGCUUCAAGAGCACGGCAUACCUGACCCCUCACGUUUGCCCCAUAUUUGUAGGUUGUGUGGGUAUUAUGGUUGUACGGAGCACCUCACUCCCGAGGGAGAGUUGCGACCGACAGCAGAGGAAGAAUAUCGCAAAAUUUAUGCCCCCGCUACGCAACCGGUUCAACCAAAAGUGAAACCUCUGCCACCUACGUGUUCUUCAAUUGGACGAGGGCAAGAAGAACGGGGGACGGGGGUGAUUUGGAGGGAUGGGGGGGGAGGAGCGGGAUCUCCUGACCCAAUUAAGCGCUGGCAUGGAUUGAUAAAAGAUGCUAUAAUUGAAGGGGAAUUUUUGGAUGCCAUGCCGGCUACUUUCCCGGUAUCGGUAUCAAGGGAGGGGGUUAAAUCUUGGGUGCCGUUAGACUGGAAAUUGAUGAGGGAGGCUCAGAAAGCUAUUGUGGCGUACGGCUUGAAAAAUCCGUAUGUACAAGCGUUAUUAGAACAAAUAUUCUCGGGGCAAGCGAUGUGUCCCUUUGACGCCCAGAAAUUUGCAGAUAUGUUGUUAACACCCACACAGAGAUUAUUAUGGAAGGAUUCAUGGAGAAAGAAGGCUGAGCACGCGGCAGUGCUUAAUUUAGAUAGACCCCAGGACGACCCUCUCCAUGUAGCAAGUAUAGACAUGUUGUUGGGACAGGGGCGAUUUGAAGAGCCUCAGCUACAGGCGCGAUUGGUACCCCAAAUAUUACAACAGUCUCAGCUUCUAGCAUUGAAGGCAUUCAAAGAGCUCCCUGAUUUGGGCACCCCGUCACCUCCCUAUUUGAAAGUCACGCAGGGAGUGGGCGAAUCUUUUGCCCUCUUUUUGGACCGCCUAAGGACGGCAUUGGAUAGGGCCCCUAAUUUAACACCAGACGCCAGAUCAGCAUUGGGGGUAGAUUUAGCCCUUCAAAAUGCUAACCCCACGUGUAAGAAGAUUUUGGUGACUUUACUAAAAUCGGCCUCCCUAGUCGACAUGAUUGAAGCCUGCACUCGUGCUCCCUUGGUGGAGGAGGAGGAUAAGGCAAAGAUUCAUGCACACGCCUUGGCGUUAGCCUUGAAUACCUCCAAGUUGAAUUGGCGUAGAGGAAGGGAGGGGGCGUGUUAUUAGUGUGGAAAGAUGGGUCAUUUAAAACGGGAUUGCCCCAAGAAAAGAGGUCAGACUAAAGCCCCUUUUUUGUAUUUGGGACUUCGGAUCACCGACUGCACCGUACACCCCCAGCAGUUGAAAAUCUCUCCUCAUGUGCGCACACUGUAUGAUGCACAGAAACUGCUAGGUGAACUGCAAUGGCUUCGCCCCCUUUGUGGCAUCACAAAUCAGGAUAUAACUCCUCUUCUUCCUUUAUUAGAAGGAGGGAGAGCCCCUGGAGAACAAGGUCCCGCGCUUGGAGGGGAAGCAUCAGAGGAGGUUGUGCUUGUGGCCAUAUCCUGUUUAUUUCCAGAGUGAGGAUAUGGGUUAUCGAUAUUGUUAUAGUGUUAUUGCUUGGGUUACAGGGGGGACUCCUUGUACCCCUACGCGUGCGAAUGACGUAUAACCUAUGGGAACGUCUAGCAUUGAUAGCCAAUGUCACACACUUUUGUUUGUCUGAUUCUGUGGCAGCCGGGGAACUACUGGGCACUUGUCUUGUGACCAUAUGUCAUCAUCCCGAAGAAAUUGGCAGUCACACCAUGCUUGCAGCUUAUGCCAAUUUGUCUUCACAGUAUUCGAAUAUGGCAAAUUGGGGCCCCGCCAAUUACUCCUUGCCCCCUGGGGCCCUAUCUUUACAUACCCCGUACCCAGCCGGGGCAGAUAAUGUAACGUGUGCGCGAGUGGUUAAUUGCACACGCGCAAAAGUACCCAUGGGCUGCCAAACCAUAAGUGCCCCCCUUUUGAAUUGUACUAAUGCGGUUAAUGUUUCUUUUAAUUAUGGACAUAUUAUUUUGCCGUCUGGUUGGUUUUUUACCUGCGGCGAACAAACCUUUAGUUAUAUUCCUGCCAAUCUAAGUCAUAAUACCUUGUGUUGUCUUAGCCGAAUGACCCUUUUGUUGCCCGGAAAGAAUCAGCAGCGAAAUCGGCGAAGCACAGCCCUGCAAAAUACGUGUUCCGCUGAUGUUACCUUAUAUAGUAACUCAGAAUAUUUGGCUUUGCUGAAUGCUGUUGCAGGCAUUCCUGGCUUUGCAACUUAUUAUAUGGUGCAAACUUUGAAUGCAUUUGCUUGUUUUGCUGUUAAAGCGCUUAAUGCUACAUCACAGGCAAAUGCUCUUUUAAGUAUGGAACAACAGGAAUUAAGAGAUGCCAUUUUAGAUAAUCGAGCUGCGAUUGAUUUUCUAUUGCUUAAGCAUCCCUGGUGUUGCUAUUAUGGAAAAUGCUUUUAAUUUAGAGAAAUUAGUGUGUUGGAGUAUUAAACAGUUUAAUCUAAUUUUUGAAAUAUUAACUGAGUUAUUAAUCGAUGUAGAUAGCAUUUGCCAUGCAGUUUUAUAUAAUAGUGCUGCGAGUGAAUUUUUGUUAUUAGCACAUGGACACGGAUGUGAAGAUUUUGAGGGUAUGUAUUGUGUUAAUUUGUCAGAUCAUUCUCACUCUGUUCAUGAGUUACUUGCAAAAUUAGAACAAAAUAUGAAUAACAUCAUUAUAGCACACUCUUUUAUUAAUUGGUAUCUGUAUUGGUAUAAUUUGUUUGUGUGGUCCAUAUAUAGUUCAAUGUAUGCAUUGGGGAAUGUCACGGAUGAUUCAAGCUGCUUUUUAACAAAAAGGGGGAGAUGUGGGAAAUGCUGAGUAUCAGAUGUUUUAGAAAUGUGUGCCAAGUAAUGGAAAAUAACAGUACAAGAGGCGGGGCUGCGGGUGGCAAGUUGAAGGACAAGGCCAGAAGAUUUUGGCUGGACUGAGGACUAAACUUUGGCUGAACUAAGGACUAAUGAGAUAAGCAGCACCUGAGAGUCUUUACCACCACAAGAUAAUGGAACCCAAAGAUAAGUAUGAUGAGAACAUUGGGUAAUAAACAACAGAAAAGGAAUAAACAAGUGCUGUAUAUAUAUGGCUGUGGGAAGGGAAAUAAAGUGCUUUUUACCAGCAACUGUGUCAGUUGUCCUGUAAGCCAGCCUGCUAGCAGCAACA
This is a messenger RNA of Dermochelys coriacea (leatherback sea turtle), 4066 nucleotides long. RefSeq names its product endogenous retrovirus group K member 19 Gag polyprotein-like. The coding region runs from base 227 to 2086 and encodes 619 amino acids. The transcript has 2 exons. Gene Ontology annotation, biological process: viral process. The record is from RefSeq and is a predicted model, not a curated record. NCBI's taxonomy places the organism in Eukaryota, Metazoa, Chordata, Testudines, Dermochelyidae.